Cuculus canorus (common cuckoo) is the source of this 4025-nucleotide messenger RNA. It is a transcript of the gene PVALB, whose product is annotated as parvalbumin. NCBI's taxonomy places the organism in Eukaryota, Metazoa, Chordata, Aves, Cuculiformes, Cuculidae. Gene Ontology annotation, cellular component: nucleus; cytoplasm. The transcript is spliced from 4 exons. Gene Ontology annotation, molecular function: calcium ion binding. The record is from RefSeq and is a predicted model, not a curated record. The coding region runs from base 208 to 537 and encodes 109 amino acids.
CCUUUGUGGACUACUUGGUGCUCCGCAAACUGGAGAGCGACAGCCCGUGGCACUGAUCCACGCAGAGCUAUAUAGCUGGCACGGCUCCAGCCUUUCCCGGUGUGCCAUCCCCACACAGCACUGCAGCUUUGGUCAUAUGAGCAGAAAUGAUGAGAAAAGCACUUUUUAAUCUUUUCGCACUUGCUUCCCUGUUCAAACAGUUGCAGGAUGGCUAUGACUGACUUGCUCAGCGCUGAGGAUAUCAAGAAGGCUGUGGGAGCCUUUUCAGCGGCUGAAUCUUUUAACUACAAGAAGUUUUUUGAGAUGGUGGGAUUGAAAAAGAAGAGCCCAGAAGAUGUGAAGAAGGUUUUCCAUAUUCUUGAUAAAGACCGAAGCGGCUUCAUUGAAGAGGAUGAACUAAAGUUUGUACUGAAGGGGUUUACCCCAGAUGGAAGAGAUCUAUCAGACAAAGAAACGAAGGCUCUUCUGGCUGCUGGAGAUAAGGACGGUGAUGGUAAAAUUGGCGCUGAUGCAAAUUCUUACACCGGAAAGGCUUGAAAUACAUGCAAAGUUAUCAGCUGUGACUGUGACCAAAAGAUGAGGAUGACAGAUGCUUUCUCGCUUUUCAUUUGGUUCAUGAAUCAAAUUCCAGAUUAUAACAGCCUACUUAAAUAAAAUUUUAAGUCACAAAUAUAUAUCACAUUUAUAUUCAGUGUUGCAGUGCUGUAUUUCCAUUGCAAACAAUUUGUUUGUUUCCCCCAGAACUGAAUUGUCAGGCUUCACUUUUAGCCCUUGUUUCAAACAUCAGCUUCUUACAUCACUAAAUGGUCACAAACAUGUAGCUUUCCACAGGGGUUAAUAUUAAUUCAUUAGGUGGCCCUUGAAUGCUGUCCCUCAGGAGCUCACAGCAGUUGUAAGAACUGAUCUUCAUGGAUUUUUAACACCACUGAACCCUCUUUCUCAGGUGUAUUGUCACAAAUGUUAAUCUCAGCCUAAUCAGCCUUCUUCAAGUUAGAGGCCUCAUGUUACACAUUUCCUCUCCGAUCUCCUGCUUUAAACCUUUUAUCAUUCCUGCAAGACCAUUCAGCUGAGAAAUAUUUCCACCAUCUUACCUCUUGUCUCAUCAAGAUUUGUAAUUUUGGGGCUGAUCUGCCAGUUUUGAACCAUUGAAAACUUGCAGCCUGUUCAUGCAAGACAUGGUCAUCUUCUGUGUGAUGUCGUGCCCCCUCCAUCUUCCGCUGAUGUGAAGAGAAGAUGGCAAAUUGGACAAAAAUUGCAGGCCAAGGCCAAGUUACCAAAUAAAACUACAAACAUUGGCUUCCAGAUUGGAUUGGGAAGCGAUGCUGAAGCAGCUCUGUCAGCUCCAAGGGAACAUUUAUAAGAAAGAGGAGAAAAGAAAAUGACGCUUUCUCCUUGUAAUGGGGUUUUUUAAAUUUAUUUUUUGUACUGGACAUGAACAUCAUGACUUUCAUUUUCUUGAUGUUAAUAGUCUUGGGAAAGUACAUAGAAAAUUUUAAGAUCAUGCACUGCAGACAGAAAAAACCCAAUUUUUUUUAUCCCAGUAGAUCAAAAUGUUUUCCUUGAUACAGCUCUAUUUCUGCAAAUAUUUUAAAAUAUUUCAAUUAUUUUCUUUAAAUGUUGUAAAAAUAAGACAUCAAGCAUUCAAAGUUACAGCUGAGAGGUCACGGCCUUGCCACAGGUAAAAGUCAAGACAAAGAAGAAAAUCUUUCUGCAAGUCCUUGUCUUACCUCUCUUUUUGCUCUUGCAUCUUCUAAAACAAAUCAGUGCCAUUACUUAUGAAGCUUCCUAAACAGAUUUGCUUUUUUAUGGAUAAUGUAAAAAACACAUUCUGAUGAGCAAAUUCAUUUGCCUACAACAUGCCCUCUGUAAUUACACCUCUCAUUUCAGAAAAAUACUACAGGGUAUGCAUUAGGCUGGUAUAAACUAUUAAACUAUACUGAAUGCAGUGAAACAAUCCUCUCCUUUCAAGUCAGAGCUUUGACACAAGACCACUAGUAAAUUAUUUUACAUGACAAAAUAAUCUAAUCUCAAGGAUUCUUCGCUAAAAGGCCCAUUGGAGGCAAUAAACACCUACCAGAAUGACCAACAAGCAGGGGCUAAUAUACAGUGCCUUAUCUCAGAAGUUUUGCAUGUAUGAGUAGGCUUUGUAACAAUGCCUCCACAAGCCACCCGUGGUCAGGUUAACCUUCAGAUGAAAAUAAAUAGUGAACUACUUUACAAGAUUAUUCAGCUGGAAUAUAUUUGAAAUAUUUAAAUUACAUUGAAAAUCCUGGGAAAAGUGUAAAGUGCAUAGUAUUUAGUCCUGAAGGACUAUUUUAUGGUUUGCUGGCUAUCAGAAAAUACCCGUGAAAUAUAUUGCCUUUACGUAGUAAUAUUGCUAUCAUAAUGCAUGGCGGAAAAUAUUUGGCUGUAAGUCUCAAUAACCUUUUCCAAAUAUAUUCCAUAGAUACAAAUUAUUAUAGAAAGGAUUUAAUUUAGCUGUAGCAAGUACAACAACUUGUUCUAACAGAAUAUGCAUAGUUAGUUUUCCUUUUUGGAAAUGUUUUUAUCAAUUGCAGUUCAUGUUUCUCUCUGCACGGUUUAUUCACACAGUGAUAUAAUAAUCGUAGACUUUUUCCUGUUCUAUCCAGAGUAGUCUAGGUUUCUAUCACAAGUACUUUAUGUUAUCUCUUAAAUUCAGUUUGCAACACUUUCUAUCUAUGUGGCCACCAUGAACAGGAUUUAUACAUGUUUUGUGUUAAGUAAUCUGCAUCGCUAAUCCUAAUUUGGAUUUACAUCUUUCAAAAUGAUGGAUAAAUUUGGAUUUAAUUUAAACCCUCUGACACUUUUAUUUCUCAGCCUGGCUUGUCAGCAUUUGGCAACAUGUUUUUUUGGACACACCAUCAAAAGCACUGUCUGCUUGCACACACCAGUCAGUAAAGAUCUCACUUGUUUAGAGUUUAACAUUUUUCAGCUGAACAUUAGACUGUUCUUUAAAAUGCCUAAUUUUCAUCUUUCAUCCUUUUGAGUUGCAAGACAUUACUCUUCAUUAUGUCACACUUCAAAAAUUUUCUCUUGAGCCUGCGUAGAUGACUGCCUCCUCUAUUUGUCAUUUUCCUUUCAGCUGAUUAUGUUAAACCCAUAAACCACUCUCUCUGUAUACCCUCUAAUCCCUUUAUCAUCUUUGUUGCCCUUCUUGGAAUUCCCUCUAGUCUCUCGUUUUUAAUGCUCUGAGGCACGCAGAACUGUGCAAGGUAUUCUCAUGUCUAACUGUUCCAAGGUUAGAUGAAGCUAGAAAUUAUAACCUCCUUGGGUAAUAGAGUACGCAGAAUGCAGUAUGCCAGGCAGCUAUUCACCGGGAUACAAAUGUGCCUUUUCCUUUAUCACCCUGCUGAAAGGCAUCAUAUAUACCAAAUCAUAAAAUAACCGCAAACUACAAAUAGGUAAAUCUAUGUAAAUAUUAUGGUGUAACACUAAUAAAAGCUACCAAGUAAAAUCCUGGCCCUCUGAGAUCUCAGACAUUUCUCUGCUUAUCACCAAUGUGGUCAAGACUGCUACGUAGGUUUGCGUAAGCCUUUUGUUUAUGUAAUCUGUCAUUUUCAGUCAAUUUGCCGUUAUAAAAUUGAGUUUAAAUGUAAUAUAUUUAUAAUAUAAAGACAUGAAUAAUCUGAAAAACCCAUUAAUGAGUCUCUUUGCCUAACUCUGAUAUAAAGGAAAUUUAUCUCAGUGCAAAAUUAAAUUUCUACUUCUUGCCUUUUCCCCACUGAGAUUUACAAAGGAAUAACAGGGAACUAAUCAAGUUCUUCAGAUGAAUAGCAGUGGACAGUCUUGACAGUCUGGCAUGUAUUGCAUUUCUCCCUUACCCUCAAAAAAUUCUUUCAUUUCACUGUGAGAUUUCCCCAGCCAUACUUUCCCUUUAAUUAACUUGGAUGUCUUUGUUCUUCUGUUAUUGUGAUAUUUCUGCUAUACCCGUGACUCUGUAAUCUUGCAAUAUGCUUCCUCCUUUUUUACAUAUUCUUUCUUUAACACUUGUUAAAAAUUUUUCC